This is a messenger RNA of Anguilla anguilla (European eel), 2979 nucleotides long. It is a transcript of the gene ccdc3b, whose product is annotated as coiled-coil domain containing 3b. Gene Ontology annotation, cellular component: extracellular region. Gene Ontology annotation, biological process: negative regulation of gene expression. The record is from RefSeq and is a predicted model, not a curated record. The coding region runs from base 633 to 1460 and encodes 275 amino acids. NCBI's taxonomy places the organism in Eukaryota, Metazoa, Chordata, Actinopteri, Anguilliformes, Anguillidae. The transcript is spliced from 3 exons.
CAACAUAAAGGUGUUCCUAGUACAAAGCUGUUAUUUUCUACCGUGUCUCUAAAGCUUGUUGGUAGCUCGUAUGGGCAAUUGAAGGAUAAAUAAAAAGCGCGAUAUUAAGGCACUGGACAGGUUGGGACAGCAGUUAACGGGGCUGCGGGGUGUAGUUUUGAAAACGGUCUUCGAUAGACCGGUCGAGAGGCUAGCAAGCACGAGCAUAAAAUACAAGGCAAACAGAACAAAAUACUACCCGUGUUGGGUUUCAAGUUGUGCCUGAACAGUCAAACAAUCCUGCGCCACGCUCCUAUUCGGGCAAAUGCCAGUGCGCUUCAUAUUCAGACUGAGCGAUAUAGUGGAGCCGCGUAGGGACACUGUGGGAGAAUGAAGGUGGACCGCAAAAGUACCCAGAUACAACUAAGUCAGGAUUUGUGGGACAUUGUUUAAGAUGCAUGACGAAUCAUUUUGAGUGUUUUAUUUCAAACAGCAGUAGAACAUCGACAUUUCGCCACUGCUGAUUGGAUGUUAUUUUUAUUUUUUCGUUUAUGUUCAGCUAAGUUUGCGCAUUUGAGUCAACAUAUGUUCACCCACGAAAGUUCUUACAUUUUGCAUACCUUUAUUCACUAUAAUAUACUACACUGUUCAACAUGGGCGCUGUUUAUGCACUGAUUCUGGCGACCUGUUUGAGUGGAAUUUGGGGGUGCCAGCUUCCCCACGACUGGAGACCCCAGACUGAAGCGUGCAGAGCAGAACUCGCGGAGAUCAUCGUUUUCGCUAAGGUUCUGGCGCUCCACAAGGACUCAUACAGCGCGUACAACUACCUGCCCUGGCAGUACGAAACGGACCUUUUCUUCUCAGCAGAGAUCGAGCUGCUGUGCGACCAGGCAUGGGGAAGCAUGCUGGAGGUGCCCGCUGGUUCCAGGUUUAACGUUACCGGGCUGGGGUACUUUCCCUGCUACUCGUACAGCGUCAUUGAGAACAAUGCUUACUAUUUCUUCUUGCGGAUGGACGAGAACUACAACAUCAUCCCUCAUGGUGUGAAUUUCCAGGACCCCAUCUUUCCCGACACGCCAGAGAACCACCGCAUGUUUUCCAGCCUCUUCCAGUUUUCCAACUGCACACCAGGAACCCAGGUGCACACAUACAGCCCAGAGUGGGAGGCCCAGGAGGACAGCCGGCUACUGUGCUCAGCAGUGCAAAAGGCCCUGUUUGAAGAGGAGGAGAGGGUCAAGACCCUCUCUCAGAAGGUGCGCUUCCUGGAGAAGGCUAACAACCACCUGCGGGACAAGGUGAAGAACAUGAAGCGACUCCUGAGGCAGGCCAAGCGUGAGACCAAAGAGCACACCGUGAACCUCAAGAACAUCCAAGACCCUGCUCUCCCACAGCCAGACCAGGCCCCCCACCCACAGCAGGAAACCACCCAGGACCAGAAGAAGCCUCUCAGGAACACCUUUGCCAAGACGCUGAAGAACUGAGCCUGUUACAGGAAUGGCCUAAUCCAGGGACAGUGCUGGACCCACCGCUAAGCUUGGGAAAGGUAGAGCAAUAACAUGCAGACAGGCUCCACAUAUCUGCAGCAAACAGUUAUAAAUCAGCUAGGUUUGUUUUAUGUGCCAAGAGAUGAUUCCUGGACUUGUCUGUCCAUAGUACCAUUGACAUUUUGUCUUCUACCUUAUUAUUGAUACAAUUUGCACUGCAAAAAAGGUAUUUGCACACAGAAAGCAUAUAUGGCCCCCCUAUAUAAAGUCCCCUUCCUCAAGUGUCCCAGUGCAUUUGCAAUUAUGUCACUCAGUGUAACCACUUCUAUAACUCCAUAAGUUACAUACAUAUUUUAUGUCUUCUAGAAGUGUGCUUUAAAUUUCUGUAAAUCCACAUUACUCUCUUCCACAGUUAAUAUAGAGAAAGUAACAGGAGCUUUUUAUGAAGUUAUGGGCUUAGAAUAAAAUGUGAUUUCUAAUUGUUGUGUCAAGCAAGGCCUCUAGCUUAUUCUGACACACUGGUAACUUAACUUUCCUCUCAUUAAAGAAAUGCAUGAUGGGGAUGUUGCAGUCAUCCAUCACUGAUUUCCUUGUAUGUAUCACAAGCAUAAAUGGCUGCAUGGUGUCCAAUGCCGGUCUCUCCUCUAGCUCAGUGAACUUAGGUGUUGAGACUCAAGUGGAGGCCAGUAAAUCACUUCACUGUGGCAACAUUACACAAAUUCCUCGCCAAGACGAAAUGUGAGCUUGCUGACAGGGAUUUCUCAGAGCACGAUGAGGUGAUGUCUCUCUGCUAGCCACAUCUUCUUCAACACAUUUUGCCCCUGGGAUAGCUUCCUCUGACACAGCCAAGACUGAAACCUGCAACUUCUUGGCUGCUGUGUAUAGUGUUACGGCAACUUUCAGGCACUCGCUGUUGUUCAAGAAAGUGCUGUCCUGAGGAAACAUUUUACACUGGAACUGAUGCAUAAUACAGUCACUACAAUUCAAAUGUCAAAGUCCAAAAAAGAGGCUUUUGGGUUAAAUCAUUUCUACGUAGGUAUUUUUAAUAUAUAUAUUAUGGGAUAUAUAUAUAUAUAUAUAAACUUUUUUUUUGAGGCGGGAGGUUGACUUACAUGCAUAUGGUACAUGAGAAAUACAUUUUUAUGUUUGAAAACAGAGUGCUGAGCACCCAUUAAAAAACACAACCAUUAUUCAUUAGAUAAAUCGUGUUACAGUUGUAUCUAUUUCUGUUUCUGUUCAGAACAAAUUGCUAGUGCUUCUGAUCACUGUGAUGUAUUUUUGGCUGUUUUAUUCUUUUAGCUUCCCAUUUAACGGCAGCAUGUGCACUGUUACAAUGCAUGAUGGGUCAUUCAAAUUUGGAAAGUAUUUUGCACUUCAAAGCUAUUACACUUUUAGACCUUCUGUAUGAGCAGAUGAAGUGCAUUUUUAUUGCUUUCAGUGCAGUAGAACACAUAACAUAAUAAUCAGAAUUUUUGUAUUAAAGUAUCAAAAAUAAACUUUCAUUUUUUAUCAAGUG